Molecule: messenger RNA, 1327 nt
Organism: Camelina sativa (false flax)
Lineage: Eukaryota; Viridiplantae; Streptophyta; Magnoliopsida; Brassicales; Brassicaceae
Product: putative F-box protein At4g21240
Molecular function (GO): protein binding
Source: RefSeq, a predicted model, not a curated record
AUGGAAGAAAAGACAAAAGAAAUCCAUAGAACAACUACACAAUCUUUAUCGACUAGUUUUCAUGGCGACAACAAAAGCGAUGAUGAUGAAGUAUUUUCUGAUCAUAAAUAUAUUCCCGUUGAUCUAACGAGGGAUAUACUAAUGAGACUGCCUGCAAAAUCUAUCUUGAGAUUCCGAUGUGUAUCAAAGCUAUGGUGGUCGAUCACCACGCAACAAGAUUUCAUCAACUCGUUCGCGGUUAGACAAUCAUCAAUUCCUCGCCAAAGACUUCUUCUCACCUUUAACCAAGACGAUACAACACAGAUCUUCUGCUCGCUUCCAUUUGAUGAGAAGUCCAUCACAACUUAUUCUGACGUGAAAAGUUUUCAUUUUACGCCCCCUAUAAAAGGUCGAUACGAGUACUAUCGAAACUCUGUCCAUGGCUUGAUCUCUUUCCAAAAUUUUACAGAGGUUAUAAUUUGGAAUCCCACCAUGAAAGAGCAUGUAACCUUGUCCAAGCCUAUUGACAUGUCUAAGUACGUAGUAAGCUUUUUAGGAUAUGAUCCUACGGAGAAUACAUACAAGCUACUUUCGUUGGCAGAAGGUCUUGGGUGCCGGGACACAUAUCAAAAGCCACAAAUUCUUACACUGGGCAGUCAAGAAGCGUGGAGGGUGACUGAGAAUAGCCCUCUACAUUAUUUUAAAGGUUUUGGGUAUUCCAUCAACGGAGUUGUGUAUUAUGAGGCAAAUAUAUCACGUAAGAGCGUUGAGAUAGUCAUUAUGAGUUUUGAUGUGAGGUCUGAACAGUUCAAGUCACUCCAAAUACCUGGUGACGUCGUUGGAUCAACGCUUGAUAACUUGAUUCAUGAAUCUAUAAUGAGUUACCAAGGAAAAUUAGCAUGGGUUUGCAAUAAUUUUGAUUUUAUCAAGAUAUGGGUUUUGCAGGAUGCUGAUAAACAAGAAUGGUCGUAUAAAGAUAAUAUUAUACCUCUACCUCAAAGAGAUUUGCUUAGGAGUGCUACGUUAAAAGGUGCGACUGAUAGCGGUGAAUUUAUUUAUCUACGGACGAAAUUAAGGUUUAAGGAUAUUUCUGCUUUUUAUUAUGACCCCGUGAGAAAAAGUGUCCGAAGUGUCAAAGCACUUGAAUAUGAUACAUUUAGGCGCUUCUAUGGAUCUUGUAACGAGCCCAUGUAUUGUCUCGAACCUAUUCCGGAUCACAUUGAGAGUCUCAUGUCUCUUAAGGACAUUUGUUCACCCUUUGUGUGACUCUUUCAUGUCUUUUAGCUUUUGUUGCAAUCGUGUAGCUUACUGUAUUUCAUAGUUUGUGAUUCCGCAGCAUUCGUGCUUU